Molecule: messenger RNA, 981 nt
Organism: Symbiodinium pilosum
Lineage: Eukaryota; Dinophyceae; Suessiales; Symbiodiniaceae
Source: the annotation of a GenBank genome assembly
AUGUCCAUCACUGUGGACGUGAGCAUCUUGAGUGGCAGGAAAACUUCUGUGAAAGCUGACUUGGACUCAACUGCCCAAGCCCUGAAGCGAAGCGCACAGACUGCCUUGGGUGUAGGCAACAGCCAGCUCUUGGACUCAUCAGGUAGUGUUUUGCAUGAGCAGUCUACCCUCAAGAAAUUCAAGCUGCAGACCGGGGAUUCGCUGACCUUGUACAUCCACAAGGUUCAACUAUGCGGCACAAAGUCCAUCUUCCUUGAGGUACGCAGUGAUUUUGUGGCUGCCUUGGGCGAUGGAUCCGUCAAAAUCUGGGGGGGCCUGUGGCAUGAUGCCACCAGUGCCGCGCAUGAUCAGCUAAGAAACGUGCUGCAGGUCCAAGCCUCUGAACAAGCUUUCGCAAUCAUCCUGGCUGAUGGAUCCGUCGCAACCAGGGGCGACAAAGAUUGUGGUGGCGACAGCAGUGCUGUGCAAGAUGAGCUGAAGGACGUGCAACACAUCCAAGCCACUUUCGGUGCUUUUGCUGCGAUCCUUGGCGAUGGAAGCGUCGUGACCUGGGGAGAUGCAGAGGAUGGUGGCGACAGCAAUGCUGUACAAAAUCAGCUGAAGAACGUGCAGCGGAUCCAAGCCACUGAUCACGCAUUUGCUUCAAUUCUGGGCGAUGGAUCUGUUGUGACCUGGGGCGAUGAAAGCCAUGGUGGCAACAGCAGUGCAGUGCAAGAUAAGCUGAAGAAAGUCCAGCAGAUUCAAGCAUCUUCCUUUGCCUUUGCCGCGAUCCUUGACGAUGGAAGCGUCGUGACCUGGGGCGAGGCUACACACGGUGGCAACAGCAGUGCUGUACAAGACCAACUGAAGAACGUGCGGCAGAUCCAACGUACUUUUGCAGCCUUUGCUGCAAUAUUGAGCGACGGAUCUGUUGUGACCUGGGGCAGUGAGGACCAUGGUGGCGACAGCAGUGCAGUGCAAGACGAGCUGAGGAACAUGUAG